Molecule: messenger RNA, 583 nt
Organism: Apis laboriosa (Himalayan honeybee)
Lineage: Eukaryota; Metazoa; Arthropoda; Insecta; Hymenoptera; Apidae
Gene: SmD2
Product: probable small nuclear ribonucleoprotein Sm D2
Exons: 3
Coding region: 131-493 (120 amino acids)
Biological process (GO): spliceosomal snRNP assembly; RNA splicing
Cellular component (GO): U1 snRNP; precatalytic spliceosome; U4/U6 x U5 tri-snRNP complex
Molecular function (GO): RNA binding
Source: RefSeq, a predicted model, not a curated record
AAUCAGUAAACGAAAGUGGUAACAUUAUUCAAAGUGUAUCAUUUAUUAAUUUUAAAACUCAAAUAUUAUAUCAUAAUAAUACUGGUUUAAAAAAAAAAAAUAUUUUAUCUUCUUAUAAAAAAAUUUCAGAAUGUCUUCUUUAACUAAACCAAAAUCUGAAAUGACUCCCGAGGAACUAGCAAAAAGAGAAGAAGAAGAAUUUAAUACUGGACCACUUUCAGUAUUAACACAAUCUGUAAAAAAUAAUACACAAGUCUUAAUUAAUUGUAGAAAUAAUAAAAAAUUAUUAGGAAGAGUAAAAGCAUUUGAUAGGCAUUGCAAUAUGGUUUUAGAAAAUGUAAAAGAAAUGUGGACUGAACUUCCACGUACUGGAAAAGGGAAAAAAAAGGCAAAACCAGUAAACAAGGAUAGAUUUAUUUCUAAGAUGUUUCUAAGAGGUGAUUCUGUAAUUCUAGUUCUACGGAACCCAUUAGCAACAGCAUCAGGAAAAUAAUUUUACAAAUAAAUUCACUUUAAAAUUCUAAUCUGUAACUUAUUCCUUAUAAUUAUUUACUAUAAAUGAAAAAUAAAAAUUUCAAAUAAA